AUGUCUUCAGAGAAGGACAAAUAUAAACUUCCAGAAUGGAUUGGUUGCCCUCCAAAAGGAACACAUUUGGAUGUUACUAAAGGCCCAAAACUUAUACAGAAAUUGCUUAUUGAUGAAAAAGGCUAUUACUAUUUUGGACGUAAUCCAACUGAUUGCGAUUUUGUUUGUGAACAUGCUUCGUGCUCUCGUGUCCAUGCUUUACUUUUAUUUCAUAAAUUGAUUAAAAGAGUUGCUAUUGUUGAUCUUGAAAGCAGCCAUGGAACUUUUGUAAACAACAUUAGAAUUUCUUCACUUUCACCAGUGUUUUUAGACCCUGACCAGUGUUUUCAUUUUGGAGCUUCAACAAGGCGAUAUUUUCUGAGAGAAAAGGAUGAUGUCGAGAUUGAAACUGGAUUUUCGGCGAAUCAAUCAGAAUUGGAUACCGUCACAGAAUCGAAUACAGCCCAAAAUCGUCGAAUCCCAUUAAUUCCGCAAACAACAGAUGACGCUAGGCGAAAAUUGCGUCCACGCCCACGACUGCAAUUUAAUGAAGAAGAAGAAAUUAUUAAUCCAGGUUUUUUUGUUUUACAAAUUUUAAUCUUUUUAUUUAAAGAGGAUGUAGAUCCUUUGGUUGGUCGUUUUCGAAAUAUGGUUAGAACUGCGGUUAUUCCAACUUCUGGGCGUAAAAGAGAAGCUGUCGAUGAUGAAAAUGAAUUAUUUGAUUUUUAUUUGCCAAGUCAACAAACGAAGAAAACGAGAAAGGUUUUUUUUAUUUUUUAUUAUCUAAAAGGGGGAGGCAAGGGCUAA
This is a messenger RNA of Meloidogyne enterolobii, 786 nucleotides long. The record is from the annotation of a GenBank genome assembly. NCBI's taxonomy places the organism in Eukaryota, Metazoa, Nematoda, Chromadorea, Rhabditida, Meloidogynidae.